This is a messenger RNA of Pogoniulus pusillus (Red-fronted tinkerbird), 3658 nucleotides long. It is a transcript of the gene FAM110B, whose product is annotated as family with sequence similarity 110 member B. The coding region runs from base 969 to 2081 and encodes 370 amino acids. NCBI's taxonomy places the organism in Eukaryota, Metazoa, Chordata, Aves, Piciformes, Lybiidae. The record is from RefSeq and is a predicted model, not a curated record. The transcript is spliced from 5 exons.
ACAUAGAGACAGAGGUACCCUGUGUGUGCCUGCCGCGGGAGAGAGGUGCUCAGCAGCUCCCAGCCGAAGGGAGAAGCCCGCUGGAUGAAAGGCGCUGGGGCGUUGUUGCAAAACAUCAGCACUUGAGGGACUGCUGGCUGGGAGCGGAGAGGUCAGGAAGGAGUUUGGACUUGGUGGUAAUUACUUUCAGGUCUUUAUCUCUCCGAAUCCCCUGGAACAUCACAUUCCCCUGGUCAGAGCGUGGAGAAGACUUUGGCAUUGUGCUUUUACAGAAUGUAGAAAUCAUCUCAGAAGCCAUUUCUGUCAGCUGAGGAUAUUGAGAGCUUGACAUUCCAGAUCAGAGGAUUACAGGAUGUUAGGGGUUGGAAGGGACCUCUGAAGAUCUUCAAGUCCAAAUUCAAGGCAGCAAAACUGUCUUGGCUGUGCCAACGGCUGACACCAGGAGCAUUCAGAGCCUUUUUCUGGCACCAGAGCUAUACACAACAGGAACCUCACCUACAGAGUGAGCUCUUGUGGAAUUUAAGCCAGAAGAAAGCCAUUCCUGUACUCCUGUUGGUCCAAUGAUGAUUUUCACAACUGGAAACUAAAUGGCACAGUUUUGUCUUCCUGAGACUACCCUGAACUGCUGCUGCUGCAUGGCCUCUUCCAUUGCUGUUUAAAUGAAUCGCUGCCGGCAGCAGCGGAGCACAAAGGGAUCUGCCAGGCUCCCGCAUCGCUCAGCGAGAAGAAAGGAGUCAGCGGAGCAGACUAACAGGGACUUGUGUCGGGUGGCCUUGCCCUACAAAGGCUGCCUUUGAAAGAGACAGGCAGUGCUAUUUAAUGAGCUGUGAGAUGAGGCGCUGCUGCUAACGCUCAGAUCCCGGCAUUCACCGGCUAUUCAUUGUGCUUAAUGUACAUGUUUCUGCACCGUGCAUUUAGGAGAUCCCAGAGAAGAAUCCAAAACGGCUGCGGGGGAAAGACCACCAAACAUGCCUACAGAAACACUACCGACAGGUAGCAUGGUGAAGCCGGUCAGCCCUGCCGUCACCUUCACCUCCGCCGUGCCCCUCCGCAUCCUGAACAAAGGACCUGACUAUUUUCGCAGGCAGGCGGAGCCUAAUCCCAAGAGACUGAGCGCGGUGGAGAGGCUGGAGGCCGACAAGGCCAAGUACGUCAAGAGCCAGGAGGUCAUCAACGCCAAGCAGGAGCCCGUGAAGCCGGCGGUGCUGGCCAAGCCGCCCGUCUGCCCCGCGGCCAAGCGGGCGCUGGGGAGCCCCACCCUGAAGGUCUUCAGCAACAACGCCAAGACCGAGAGCGGCGUCCAGAGGGAGAACCUGAAACUCGAGAUUUUGAAGAACAUCAUCAACAGCUCCGAAGGCUCCAGCUCGGGUUCAGGGCACAAGCACGGUCCCCGCAACUGGCCGCCCCACAGAGCCGAUUCCACGGAGCUGAACCGGCACUCGUUCGCCGAGUCUCUGAAGGUCUACCCCACGCAGGGCCGCAGCAGCCCGCAGGAGAGCAGCUCCAACGUCAGCAGGAGGCUCCUGGAGCAGUCGGCAGAGACUUUCUUGCACGUCUCUCACAGCUCCUCAGACAUUAGGAAAGUAACUAGCGCAAAGCCCUUAAAAGCAAUACCCUGCAGCAGCUCGGCCCCGCCUCUGCCUCCCAAGCCCAAAAUCGCUGCCAUCACCACCCUCAAGUCCCCGGAGAUCGAGGCGGUGGAGUCUGGCUGUGGAGUUAGCAGAAGGCCCUCCCUACAGCGCUCCAAAUCAGACUUGAGCGACAGAUACUUCCGCGUGGACGCCGACGUGGAGCGGUUCUUUAACUACUGCGGACUGGAUCCCGAAGAGCUCGAAAACCUCGGGAUGGAGAACUUUGCAAGGGCUAACUCUGACAUUAUAUCCCUCAACUUUCGCAGCGCAAGCAUGAUCAGCUCGGACUGUGAACAGUCUCAGGACAGCAACAGUGACCUUAGAAACGACGACAGUGCCAAUGACCGCGUGCCAUACGGCAUUUCCGCCAUCGAGAGGAAUGCCAGGAUCAUCAAGUGGUUGUACAGCAUCAAGCAAGCCAGAGAGUCACAGAAGGUGUCCCACGUGUGAGAGGAAACGAAUCCACCCUGGAGGGAAAAAAACAAACAAACCCAAACAAUCAAAAAACCCACAAAAAAAAAAAAAAAAAGCAAGGACUGUAUCUUUGUCUGUGAAUAUUCAGUUGUGAAGGGUUGUGAAGUCUACUUGAAGUCUUGUACACUUCUCCGAUCUCUUUUGUGUUGCUUGUUGUGCAAUGUUUCCAAGUUGCAUGCCUGUCAACAUGUGAGCUGACCUGGCUUCCACUUGAACAGUAACUAACUACAGAGCCUGGCUGAGCGUGCCCAUCAUCUGCCAAAAGUUUAAGAGGAGAAUCUAAUUAGGGCUUCAGUGUAAUCAAAAAAAGUGUUUACAUGGAAAAGGUUCUUUGACUUCUUUGGUAUUUAUGUGGUUUCCUUGUGGAUUUUAUAAAUGUCACUUUUUGUCUUAAAUACAGAUAUGGUCAACUGGCAGUACCGGUUUCUGAGCUGAAACAGAAGCCCCUUGAGGGGUGGAAAAGGAAAAUUGGCCAAAAUGAGAGGUUUAGGCAUCUGAUGGUAGGCAAAGCAGCCUUAUCUCUUGUGGAAAGUGCUUUAUUGGCCGUGGAAACUGUUCCCAAAAGGCACAGAAUGCUACGUUCUGCAGUCGCGUGUCGCUGUUAAACUCUCUCUCCCUACUUGUAGUAAGGGACUGGUCAGUAAAGGUUUCUUUUGUAUUGGGUGAGCUCCCUCAGGUUACCAGCAGAACCAGUCUAGUGCAUCUGCUUGACCUCUCCUCAACAAAACAAGUCUUAGCAUCUGGAUUGGUGUAAGCAUUUAGAUGAUUUUUGUGUCCUCCCCGUUGGAAGGGAUUCGAUGAGGUUUGCAGUCAAGAGCGGCGUAGGCGCAGGGUUCUGUGGGGUUGAUUUGACACCCAAAGGUUCCUGGUCUUAAACUUUUGACAGGAAUGAUUCAAUCCUGUAGCUGGUAUCGAAUGCCUUUCGUUAGUCAGACACAUCGUGAUGAGCUUUUGAAUUCCUUUUGGGUUGUUUCUUUUGUAGCCCUGUUUGAGCAGCUAACAGCACUGGAAGCACACAGCCAUAUCUAAGGAACGCCUCCUCUUCAGCAGCAGAUACACUCAGUAGCUGAACUAGGUCUGAACAACGGUGAUUAUGUUGUCUUGCAUAUGUUAUAUCUAAGGCUGUGAAAGUUUGUUCCAGCUCUAGGAAAGUGUAGAAACAUGACAGUAUGUAGCUUUUUUUUUUUUUCCCCUUUCCUUUCUUUGUUUUGUUUUGUUGGGAUUGUUUCCCCCCCCCCCCCUCCCUUAUGAUGGUUAGUGCUGCAGCUCGACAAAUCUCUGGACAAUCUGUGUCUUCCCAGUGGGUUUCAUGAACUGUCAUUUCAACUGACAGCGGUGGUGUGGUGGGGGAGAAGCUGAGAGUACAGUGAUCUGCUUCAUUCUUCCUGUGUACAUUGCUUCGGAGUCAAUUGCAGCACUACCUUCUGCUUCAUCAGCUAAUAGGAAACUUUUCUUAUUGUGUAAAUGCUGUAAGACUUUGUACAUACUUCAGUUGUUACCAAAUCUUUAAAAGGAAGAGUGUUAAUGCUAAUAAAUAGCUCCUGGUGCAGGUA